ACGAGCUCCUUCUACACUCACCAUUUCAGCGUCUCGAGACGACUUCCAUACAAUUAAUUAUCCAUUCUUUCUAUUCUUUCUUCCCCCUUCAUUGUGACUGCUAAGUUCCACUUUCCACUCAGCCGUUGCCGACCGCAGAGGCGCAGACCGCCGGGAGCCGACCAUCAGUGGCCGUCGGAUACGCACCACUCACCAAAGCAAAUCCUUCACGCGAAUUCGCACUUCGACGCCGCCCACUUCAGUCGACUGUCGACAGCUACCCAGGUUUGCUGCUGAUAAAAAUGGCUACUGUUUCUGGGUUGUUGUCAAAUUCUUCAGUUUUGAGUCUUAAGAAUGACAACCCUAUGCUUUCAUUUGGAUAUUCAAUGUCUACUGAAGCCACCACUACAGGCUUGAUUACUUUUAAAUUUGUACCAAAAUGGAAAUCUAGGUGCAAGAUCCGUUCUCUUCGAAUGGAGUGGGUUCGACCCUUGUUUGCCAUGUCUAGGGGAGGAAGUUAUGGCUUGAAAUUUGAUAAUGAGGAUGAUGAGGACCCAUUUUGGGUACAUUAUUCUAAGGAAACAAUCAGGGGUUUGAAAACAUUGCUUGCUUUCCUUGUUCAACAACCUGGGCAGUUGAAGUACAUAGAAUGGCCGAGCUUUCAGGACACGCUAUGGACUGCCAGCCUCACCCUUGUACUUGUGGCUGCACUUAUUGUUGCUUUGUCGUCACUUGACUCUGCUCUUUCCUUCGUGUUGGCACUACUGGUUCGAAAACCUGCAUGAUGCGACUCCUUCAGGUCGAGCAUGUUGACUAUGCAUAAUGAAGGAUAUCAAUAGCCACAGAGACUUGUUGAUCCCAAUUCCAAAAAAUUUAGUCUUCCUCAAUUUUAUGAGGCACAGCAUGAUAUAUGCAAAGAUCAAUGUACAGGGUAGGUCAGGACAAAUAGCUUUGUUAAGAAGUAUGCAAAGGUUUCUAUCAUGAAUUUUAUUUGCUAGUCUGAUGCAAUUUUGUUUGAUCACACUAUUAUUAGCACGUGUAACCUUUGUAAGUUUGUUUCAACCAAGAGGGAAAGUUCCUUUUCUCGAGAUAUUAGUAGAGAAUCUUAAUUUUCAAAAAAGAGCAUCAUUCUUUUCUCAA
Beta vulgaris subsp. vulgaris (sugar beet) is the source of this 1119-nucleotide messenger RNA. RefSeq lists its product as uncharacterized. Lineage: Eukaryota; Viridiplantae; Streptophyta; Magnoliopsida; Caryophyllales; Amaranthaceae. The coding region runs from base 282 to 764 and encodes 160 amino acids. The transcript is spliced from 6 exons. Gene Ontology annotation, cellular component: membrane. Gene Ontology annotation, biological process: protein targeting. The record is from RefSeq and is a predicted model, not a curated record.